Molecule: messenger RNA, 9064 nt
Organism: Ochotona curzoniae (black-lipped pika)
Lineage: Eukaryota; Metazoa; Chordata; Mammalia; Lagomorpha; Ochotonidae
Gene: XPR1
Product: xenotropic and polytropic retrovirus receptor 1
Exons: 15
Coding region: 1349-3358 (669 amino acids)
Biological process (GO): cellular response to phosphate starvation; phosphate ion transport
Cellular component (GO): cytoplasm; plasma membrane; Golgi apparatus
Molecular function (GO): inositol hexakisphosphate binding
Source: RefSeq, a predicted model, not a curated record
CACACACACACACACACAGAGGGAUGUUUCCAUCUGCUUGUUCAAUCCCCAAAUGCUUGCAGUAGCCAGGUGAGGUGAGCCUGGAGCCCAUGGGUCUCCCUGUGAGUGGCAAGGGGGCACCCGAAUACCUGAACUUGCUGGUCCCUAGUGCCUGCUCCUAGCUGGAGGAACCAGGAAGGCUGGAGCGGAAGCGGAGCAGCCAGGACUAGAAGUGGCAGGGUUCUUUGAUAAUGGGAUGCAGGGGCCUCUCCAUGAGCUUUUCGAACUACCCACAUUAUGAUUUACUGCCAGCAUGGUCCUAAUGAAGACACUUGGAGAGAUUGAUCAGUUUGGUGAAGGAUGUCCAUCUAGAAAUAGAGACAACAUUUGAAACCAAAUUUAUCAGAAUGUGGAACUCUUGCUUCUGCACAGGAAUUGUAAAUGACCACAGUGUUGGUAGUUCGUGCUUUGGCACCGUGGCAAGCACGUUAAAAUAUUUCUCUUUAUUGUAGCAAGCUAUUUAGGAAGGUUGCUAGCUCUGUUUAAAGAUGGGGGAGAUUGAAUCUUGGAGCCCACAACUGGUUAUGUUAAAACUGCUGACUAUGGAAAUUUGUAAAAACCCAUGCUCUGAAUUCUCACAUCAUACUCCUCUAUGAAAGAUGACUAAAUAUAGCCAUUUAGACAUGCAUACAUUUGGUCUGACCUGUCUUGAGCUCCAUGGCUGCGUCCUACCACAUGGUGUAGUAAUUGCUGAUCUAUUUUUAGUUUUGGGUCUCUGUCUGCAUAGUUUUGAGGUAGAGUAGUGUGCUCUCUGAUAAUUUCUUUUCCUUCAAGGUUAUCAGUACAAAUAUAACUGGGCUGGCAGCUGGUGAGUAAAGAACCUUAUGAAGAUAGGCCAUAGACCAAGGCAAGGAGAUACGGUUAAAGAGCACCAUGAGGGUUAAUCAGAUGAUGCUCUGCCACAGUUGUGGCAUUUGGCUUCUAGGUCAUAUGUCACGGAAUGUUAAGCCUGCAAAGAGCUUCGCAGAUUAUUUAGCCCAAUUUCCUUUUGUGACUUUAUGUGGGAAUGUGGUUGAAGAGGUUAAGUGAUCAAGAUCACGUGACUUGGGUAGUGAUUGGUUUGAUUGCCCUUUAUUUUGUAUCAUGAGCUGUUAUGUUAAUAACGCCUACGAAAGACACACCGUGAAGCCAGGUUGCUCUGCCAGUGUGAACCAGCCUGCCGGCUCAGUGGCUUCAGCUAAACCACUCAGCAGAGUCUGUGUCUCAGGCUCCUCAGGUGCAAGUGGGGCUGAUAGUAGGACGGUAUUGGAAGGAGAACUGUAAGGAUUAAAUGAGUGACCUGACCCCUUGAAGUACCGCUUUCAAGGAAAUGCUGUACUCGGCUCAGGACCAGGCACCUUCUGUGGAAGUUACAGAUGAGGACACAGUAAAGAGGUAUUUUGCCAAGUUUGAAGAAAAGUUUUUCCAAACCUGUGAAAAGGAACUUGCCAAAAUCAACACCUUUUACUCAGAGAAGCUCGCGGAGGCUCAGCGCAGGUUUGCCACCCUUCAGAAUGAGCUGCAGUCCUCACUGGAUGCACAGAAGGAAAGUGCCGGUGUCACUACACUGCGACAGCGCAGGAAGCCAGUCUUCCACCUGUCCCAUGAGGAACGUGUCCAACAUAGGAAUAUCAAAGACCUUAAACUGGCCUUCAGCGAGUUCUACCUCAGUCUCAUCCUGCUGCAGAACUAUCAGAAUCUGAAUUUCACAGGAUUUCGAAAAAUCCUUAAAAAGCAUGACAAGAUCCUGGAAACGUCUCGAGGAGCAGAUUGGCGAGUGGCUCAUGUAGAAGUGGCCCCAUUUUAUACAUGCAAGAAAAUUAACCAGCUCAUCUCUGAAACUGAGGCUGUAGUGACCAAUGAACUUGAAGAUGGUGACAGACAAAAAGCUAUGAAGCGUUUACGCGUCCCCCCUUUGGGAGCUGCUCAGCCUGCGCCAGCGUGGACUACUUUUAGAGUCGGUCUCUUUUGUGGAAUAUUCAUUGUACUGAAUAUAACACUUGUGCUUGCCGCUGUAUUUAAACUUGAAACAGAUAGAAUGAUCUGGCCCUUGAUAAGGAUAUAUCGGGGCGGCUUUCUUCUGAUUGAAUUCCUUUUCCUACUGGGCAUCAACACGUACGGUUGGAGACAGGCUGGAGUCAAUCAUGUGCUCAUCUUUGAACUGAACCCGAGGAGCAACCUGUCUCAUCAGCAUCUCUUCGAGAUUGCUGGAUUCCUGGGGAUACUGUGGUGCCUGAGCCUGCUGGCGUGUUUCUUCGCUCCAAUAAGCGUCAUCCCCACAUACGUGUAUCCACUUGCCCUUUAUGGAUUUAUGUUUUUCUUUCUAAUCAACCCCACCAAAACUUUUUAUUAUAAAUCUCGGUUUUGGCUGCUGAAAUUGCUGUUUCGCGUAUUUACUGCCCCCUUCCAUAAAGUAGGCUUUGCUGACUUCUGGCUGGCUGAUCAGCUGAAUAGCCUGUCAGUCAUACUGAUGGACCUGGAAUAUAUGAUCUGCUUCUAUAGUUUUGAACUCAAGUGGGAUAAGAGUACAGGACUGUUGCCAAAUAUUACAAAAGAAACAGAAGUUUGCCACAAAUACACCUACGGGGUGCGAGCCAUUGUCCAGUGCGUUCCUGCGUGGCUUCGCUUCAUCCAGUGCCUGCGCAGGUACCGGGACACGAAAAGGGCCUUUCCCCAUUUAGUCAACGCAGGCAAAUACUCUACCACUUUCUUCACCGUGACCUUCGCAGCCCUCUACAGCACUCACAAAGAGCGAGAGCACGCCGACACCAAGGUCUUCUUUUACCUGUGGAUCGUCUUCUGCGUCAUCAGCUCCUGCUACACCCUCAUCUGGGACCUGAAGAUGGACUGGGGUCUCUUCGACAAGAAUGCUGGAGAGAAUACUUUUCUCCGGGAAGAGAUUGUGUACCCCCAAAAAGCCUACUACUACUGUGCCAUCAUAGAGGACGUGAUACUGCGCUUCGCUUGGACCAUCCAGAUCUCAGUGACCUCCACGGUGGCACUGCCUCACUCUGGAGACAUCAUCGCCACCGUCCUGGCCCCCCUGGAGGUCUUCCGGCGUUUUGUAUGGAACUUCUUCCGCCUGGAGAACGAACACCUGAAUAACUGCGGUGAAUUCCGUGCCGUGCGGGACAUCUCCGUGGCCCCUCUGAACGCAGACGACCAGACACUGCUAGAGCAGAUGAUGGACCAGGAAGACGGGGUCCGGAAUCGGCAGAAGAACCGGUCAUGGAAGUACAACCAGAGCCUGUCUCUGCGCCGGCCACGCCUCGCCUCUCAGUCCAAGGCUCGUGACACUAAGGUAUUGAUAGAAGACACAGACGAUGAGGCUAACACUUGAAUCCUCUGAAGCUGAGCUGAGCAUCCUCGGGUUUCCUGCCCCACAGUCCUUCCUCGACAACACGACCUCCAGGACCUUUGCAGCUGAGAACAGGAGCAGAUGCCUACCACACCGUCCGAGCUCUUCCACGUCGGAUCCUAUGGACUCCAAGCAAGCUCACUGUGUUCCUUUCCUUUUCCUCUGGUUUAAUUUUACUUUUCUAUUUUUAAAACAAACACUUCAUUUUGCCAAUCAAAGGACGUUUUAAGGAACAAAAACGUAGUCUCUUACAUCCGGAUUGUUUACAAUCACAAGGACACCGAUACCUAUGGAGAUGAAGAGCGGUGCUGCCCGGAGCCUCUGACGGGACGGUGCCGAGAGGGCUCGGCUUCCGCGUGGUCCGCUUUUGACUAGUUGAGACUGGACAUUGGUUUUUAAAAUCUUUUGUCAGUUCGUGUGGAGAAUUGUUUUGUUCCCUCCUCCCCAGCGCAGAGGCACUGGCUGCACUUGCAGGCAAAGUGCACCGUGGAGCAGUACCUUCAUUCAUGAAGCUACUUUUUAAUUUGAUGUAACUUUUCUUAUUUUGGGGAGGGUUGCUGGGUGGGUGGGAAAUGUGAUGUAUUUGUUACAUAGAGUUUUCUCACUAUUUAUGAAACUUAACCAUAAGAGGAUGAUACAACUCCUGUGCAAUGAAGAUGACAAGGAUGGGGGAGACGAACGUUGGGUGACAGCUCGGAGGCUCAGUCCCACAUGCCUCUUUCAGGAGACAAUUUGCACCAGUUGAACUUUUUCUGCUUUUUCUUUCUUUCUUUCUGUUUUUCUUUCUUUUUUUUUUUUUCAAAGCCAAAGUUUGCUUCUUCCCUUUCUGGUUGUUGCUGCUGUAGAGUCCCCAGCGUCCAUCGUCACUAGGCCCAUAUACACCCAUUCCACUAGCUGAAUUAUAGGAGAGGUUCUGAUACUGUGUUUUAUUCUAUUGUCAGGAACAGAUGUGGAAUGUAUUUGCCCCAUAUUUCAACUCUAACCGUAGAAGUUUACCUUCAGUCUAUAAGGAAUUGGAGUGUGAUCUUUCCUAACUCUGAAUUAGAAGGUGGCUGUUUCGGGGACUCCCCACACGCUCGUAGUAGCCAGUCUCCUGUGCUCAUCCUCUUCGUCCAGAGUUUGAUCGGAUUCAGUCUGUUUGGGGGAAGCUAUAUUUUUGAGCACGUGGAGCAAAGCAUCUCUACCCCUUCUGUGUAUUCAUUUAAAAGAUCCCGGCAGCCAAUUCUCCCAGCAGUUUUAGAAUCUCUGCUAUCCUGUGCUAAAACCAAAUCUACUUUUAAAAUAUUGGGGAUCUAAACUUGUUCACAAGUGGAAGGUGCAUUACCUAGAAAUUUUAGACUAUAUGCAGUGCCCAUUUUUAUUUCUUGGUUCUUUUAUUUGCUUUGUUUUUAAGUUCCCCAAAUAAGCUCAAAGCUAUAGGAUUUUACUUUCCUGAAAUGUGACUGACAUUAAAUUUAGUAUUUCACUAUCUUUAACAAAUUAACACGAAUACCAGGAGAAGAUCAAAUGUAUUUUAGUGUUCCCACUCCAAGACCCAGAUGAAGAUUCUAGAAUCAACAUCGGUAGAUUGAUGAAAGUAAAUUUACUUCUGUCAUUUUUAGCUUGAUUUUAAACAAAGGAGCAAGUAAGUGGAGAGACAGCAAUUAUCGCUUGUUAAUCUUAAAACAUGGCUACUGCCUUUUAAUAUAUACCCGUUGUCGUUAGCUCUGCCUCGUGUAUUUUAAGUCUUUACAUGAUUCCAGAUUACAUUAAAGUUAUUAAUGCUACCGGAGCUCUGUCCGUUAACUGACCGCUAGUUUCCUUUUAAAGGAGUUUCUUUUGUCUUUGUUCUGAGAACCUUGCAAAAUUUGCCCCUCUUCCGAUUCAACAGGAUGGUUUUGUUUUUGUCUUCAUUUUUGGUGGGGAGAGAAGGAAGCUUUUAAUUCAUGUAGUUACUGUUAUUUUGAAAAAUCAUAAAACAUGAUAGCUUCUAUUUUUUUUUUCUUAUUUUGCCAAGCAUAUAUUCCUUGGCCCAAAACUGAAGAGGAGACGUCUCCUGCUUGCUUUUUUUUUUUAAGUUUAAAUAAAUUGAAUCAUUUAUACUAAUCGGUGGUAACAACUUGGUGACCCAUGGUAGAUUACAAGUUGCAUUAUUUCUGCUUGGGUUAUUGUUGUUGUUUCGGGUUUUUUUUUUUUUUUCUUUAUUCUGGUUUCUGUACUUUUAAACUAUGGAAAGAAAUAUCACUGGUCUGUGAAGAAGUAGCAGUGACUUUUUAAAUUACUGAAUGAUACGGAGAAGUCUAGCAGGUCAGUCAUUUCUUGUGCAAAUAAAAUCGGUGACACUGCUGUGCGUCCAGAGCCAUCUGAACACUCAGCUUCCCUCUCCACUGGUAGAUCAAUGAGAUGAAACACCCAAAGUCUUACAGUUGACAUCUGGAAUUUAGACUCCUCAGCGUUUUUACAUGGUUGUGUCCUAUGGCCAUUGGAUCUGUUCAACUGUUGUGAUGCUAGGCCCUUGUCAGUAUUAACUUUCCAUAGAAACAGCAAUGGAAUGUAUUUCUUUUCUAAUGGUUUCUUACUGCUGCAGUCUUAGAAACAAGGCUUCUGGGACUUUCAGUUGACCAUUUAGUUAAACACACAACUGUAUUUUGCCCUUUGAGUUAUAAAGAGAAAAGAGAUUUUUCUCAUCAACUUUUGCCUUCAGAAAAAGCAGCGUGUAUGUUCGCCUCCUCCUCUAUGUCAAACCUAGCACUUGUUAAUGAGGGGUCGCCUGAUGCUUUAGGAGAGUCUUGCAUUCACUGGAAGUCUCAGUACAACUCUUAGAAUUAAACUUCACAGAGUUGCUUUAAAGAAAUAGCAGUCUAAUGAAAGGUACAACUUCAUCUGAUUUUAGGUUACAAUAUUCCAGGUUUUGUUUUUAUAUAAGAAUCACUCAAUUCUUAGCAGAAGUUAAAAUAUUCCCAAAAGAAUAAAAUUGACUUUUCAUUUUGUAGUUAUUUGGGAGAUACUGUUAUGUGUGGACAAAUCAGAAGACAAAAGUAGGUUCUUUUUUAUGUCUGUAUUAGCUCAUGGAGUUAAGACUGCCCGUGCCGUUACAGGCGUUCAGUUGGUGAUCUCACACAGAGAUAAUGACAUGGUGGAGCUGAAGGCUGUGUCCCUGGAAAGUCAUUUGUAAGAUUGGAAAGAAGUUGAAAACUUAAGUGCAGCUUUGUUUUUCAGCAUUUUACCAUUAGACUCUCAGCUGAACUUCCAGGUCAGAAGCCGUGGUAUGAAGGAGAACAUGGGUGGCUUUAGCCAUAUCCUGAAGACAUCCAUAAGGAAAGAAAAUGAGACCUGGCCCCGCAGCCGUGACUUCCCAGCAGGGCCCACAGGAGUGCUACAAUGGGAGCUGAGUUUCCUGGAGCUAACUUACUGAUAAAAAUAGUGCCUUUCCACCAAGGUUAGGUAAAAGUACACCCCAAAUAACUAGAGAAAAAGAAAAGAAGAAAAUCUGCUGCUGACGAGUCAUCCAGGUGGCAGAUGAGCGGAUACUGGGAGUGGUGUUAGCAGAGAUGAACGGGGAAGCUGGCGGCUGGGAGCAGUAGCCAGGAAGCCCGUGCACCCUUAGGCCUGGGGCAGGGCCAGGCAGGAGACCCUGCCUUGCUGCUCUUAUUUACCCCCAGCACCUUGCAUCAUGCACAAAACAAUUCCCAAAAGUAGUUUGCUAAGCAAUGGCUGUAAAACAUUUCUGUGAUGAAGAAUUUAUAAAAUAAUUCAAUAUAUUACCAGAAAACAAUAUCCAUAUUAUUAUUUCAAACAAUUGGGAUUCUUUGAAAUAAUUUCACUUUGCUUACCAAACAGAUCUCAGAUAACUCCUUUUUCUAAAGCUCUCCCCAAAACUAAGUAUUUUUUGCUAUGUAGUAAAACUUGAUUUUUUUUUUUAAAUGAGGGGAAUAUUUCAGAUAAAAAAAAUCAUGUUGACUGUAUGGCUCUCUCAACUACAAAAGUCUUACUUUCUUCCAGAUUAUAUGGAAUCAGUGUCAGCACAGAGAAGGCCCCCCGUGACCAGGAGAAAACCACCGUUUUGAAUGUUUGAAGCAGUUAGAUAAAAAAGAAGUCCGAUCGAUUGAUUUCACUCAUUUAAUUUUGUUCUGGUUGGUGAAAAUGUUUCUUGCCUUUGAUCAUUAGUUAAACCAGGGAAAAGUAAAGAGUUUCUGAAUCGCUUGUUCAUACAUUUCUGCAUUUCAAACAUCAGUCUUUGAUGAAGUGUUAAGACCUCCCAGGAUGUUGUGUUAUUUUGUAAGUUGAGGUUACUGCAGGAACAUGGGAGGGAGCCGGCUUGCUUAAAGCAAACGGGGUGUGUGCUGUGCAGGGUUACAGCCCAGUGGUGCAGCCAGCAUUAACCGCAUGUUGAGAAGUGAAAGCAUCGCAUUGCUAUGGGACAGCUCAAGAGAUACAAGAAGUUUCAGAGUGAAGAGAGCCUGUCGAUUUGUAUGACUCAUAAUAUUUCUUGGGUGAGGUGUCCAAACUCUGAUACUAACAAGUUGUCAUUAAGCAACCUUCCGGAAUAUAUUUAGUCAUAGCGGGCAAAGGAAGACACAGGGUUUCCCCUGAGCCGAGAAGAAUCACUGUACUAAUUUUCCAGGGAAACAUGUUUCCUUGUAAUAAACAAUCAACUCUGUCUUAUUGUUGAAUCAAAGCCACCUUCAGUUUCUGCCUAUACCAUCAGCCUACGGAGAACAAUCAAAACUAACCUGUUUUUGGCCUUGGGUUCAGUGUGUCUGCCAUGACAGCGUUCCUCUUCCAUAGCUCCAAGCUGCACACUGGGCAACUCGCACCUUCGUCCUCCCCACGCCCGCCCGGCUGUGCCCGCCUGGCUGUGCCUCCGCUCACUCGGCUGUGGGAAGGAGGCAGUGCGACGAGCAAGACAUGGGCUUCAGGACAGGGCAAGGGUUCCAUUUCCGUCUCCCCUAAUCAUUGUCUUGGAAGUCCCCGCCUUCACUUCCUAGGGCAACACCAGCACCGGGGGAAUAGGGAGAAGGACUGUGAGAAAUCCCAAACUAAUCAUUCACAAUAUUGUUACUUCUUGAAUUGUAACAGAAAAUUGUGAGCUGUUGAACAUCUCAGUUGUAAAAGAACAGAACCCUUAGAAUUUAUCACGUUGUAAGAGUGAUUUUUUUUUUCUGUUUUCAGGAUUAGCACAGACCCUUGUGUCAAUGAGGAAUAUCUGGGGGGGGGGGGAGAAGGGGCGGGAAUAGGGUGAAAGGUAUUUUUCUUUGCAAAAGUCCUGCUUAUGCUGUGUUUCUUUCACUGUGCUGCCCCACACUGUGGGUCAGAUGAGAUGGUCUGAUGAAGCCCAGAGCUGUGGUUGUCAUGGUAACGAUGGGUUGUGAUUCGUCCUCUGUGGGUGCUUCAUCCCCAUUUCUUCCUCUCCACUCUGCUAAAUGGAAAAGGUGACGUCGAAGAAUUGAUACUUGCUUGGAUUCAUGUUGUACCUGUGACUAUGCUAUUAGCUGUCUCCUUUCCCCCUUAUAUGGGUAGAAUUCGUAUGACAUGUGGACUUCCCUUCUUGAUCAGUAGGCUAAAUGCACAAUGUGGUACUGUUUUAUAGUUUCUAGAUGGUUGUACAAAGCAAAAAGUUCAUGUGGUUAUGUGUUUUUAAAAGAAAAUAAGUGAUUGGUUACAAACUGUCCUUUUUUCAUGAUUACAAGCUCUCUGUUUUCCAACGGU